Molecule: messenger RNA, 3035 nt
Organism: Rhipicephalus sanguineus (brown dog tick)
Lineage: Eukaryota; Metazoa; Arthropoda; Arachnida; Ixodida; Ixodidae
Product: histone-lysine N-methyltransferase SETMAR
Exons: 2
Coding region: 29-841 (270 amino acids)
Cellular component (GO): nucleus
Molecular function (GO): histone methyltransferase activity; zinc ion binding; protein binding
Source: RefSeq, a predicted model, not a curated record
UGCCACCGUUGCCGUGCCGCUACUCCGGAUGGCAGCGAAUGAUGCGAUGAAAGGGGCGAUGGCGAGCCCUGGCCCUGCGUGCACAGACAUCAGCGGAGGGCUGGAGCGCACUCCUGUCUCGUUUCUCAACGAAGUGGAUGCUGAACAACUCCCUUACUUCGAGUACACCACCAGAAAUGUGCCGGGCCCUGGAUCGGAUGAGCAAGCAUUUAACGAAGUGUUUGCCAGCUGCAGCUGCCGGCCAGCUUGCAGCUCCCAGUGCCCCUGUGUGGUGCGCAGCAAACGGGCAAGAUGCGCCGCGACGAUCGAGUGUUCUUCCCUGUGCACUUGCGGCCCCGCCUGCCCGAUCCGUGAUGUCCAGCACGGCCUGCGUUGCAGACUGCAAGUGUUCAAGACCCAAACAAAAGGGUUUGGCGUCCUGACAAUGGAGUCCAUUCUUCGUGGCAGCUACGUCUGCUCGUAUGCCGGAGAAGUCAUCAGCCUCGAGGUAGCACGCCAGAGGGUAUCAAAGCUCGCAUGCUGCGAAUCGAACUACGUGAUGGUGUUGCGUGAAAACGGUGUGGUGACGCUGGUGGUGGACCCUAGUAGCGUCGGCGGUGUCGGGCGAUUUCUGAAUCACUCGUGCGAGCCCAACCUGGCUAUUACGCCUGUGCGUGCCGAGUGUGUUGUGCCCGAGCUUGCAUUAUUUGCGAAGAGAAACAUUAGUGCGGGCGAAGAGCUGACGUACGACUACUCUGGCGGCUGCCACACGUCGUCACAGAGAAGCAACACAAAAUGUGCCUGUGGUUCCAAACGGUGCUUCGGCUGGUUACCCAUGGAUAAACUGGUGCUGGGCUUCUGACCGUGUUGCCGAUGGUAUUUUGGCAAUACCAACUGCCUGUAGAAUUUCACCUAAUCAAACUAUCUGCAGUGUUUUACAUUUCCAGCAGUGUAACGGGCACAUGCGCAUACAUUACUAGCGCAGAGCGCUUACUCACCUAGAAUUCAACAAAGAGGAGGUUUGGAGCACACGAACACGUUUCAGCAAUGCAUGAUGAUGCCCGUCUUGUAGACGAGACCACAUCAGUCACAGUUGUCCAUCUCCCUCCAGCGCACCUGUAUUUCUUGUGUCUAAUUUUGCACGCAUCCACUUUUCAACCUUUGUAAGCAUAGGAAAAGUACCUAUUACUCAAGUUUACUUGUGGCAUUCAAGGAAGAGGAUAAAGCAUACGUUAUGGACAUUGUUGAUGCAGUGAGGAUCUCUGUAAAAUAUAUUGGAACACUAGUUGGUUCAUUCUAGUGAGCCACAAGAUCAACCAGCACUCAAUCUUUUUGUGAACCUCAUGUGCUGUCCUUUUUUCCAGCGUGCAUUUAGUAAUCAGCCAUUAGAAUGAUGAUCUUGUGCAUCAUGCAGGAGAAUAGAGCUGGACUAACUGUGCAAUUGAGCAAGGUACACAAAAUAAAUGUGUCAUUGCUAUGAUCAAAUCUUGGAAGCUUAAGUGAGGUUCUAUAGAACAGUAUGCUACACGUCUAGAAAAAAAAAUGAAGCUGCUAAGGGCUGCUAAGGCAUAGAGUUUCCUACAGUAAUCACUAAAAGGAACUCUGAUGUUAGUGUUGAUUCAGCGAGCAUGAUAACCAUGAGUAUGAAGAGUACCAAAUUAAACUAAGGAGCCUUGAUUGAAUUGAUUAUACAACAGAUGUUUAUUAAGUCUAAGAAUACAUGAGUAUGCGUAAUUUACCAUGCUCUCUUGUUCGCCAUCUGUUAAUGAUUGAAGCUGGAGGCCAUCACCAUUGCUGAGCUUCGAUUUCCUUCUCACCAGUUUUCGGGUAGGUCUUACGUUUUGCGCUCAGGCUCCGCUUUCUGUACCAGAGAGUAGUAAAUGGAUUUGCCUAAGCUUCGUUCUUCUGGAUUCGUACAGUUCUGUGACUUACAAAAUGGGUCAUUUGCGACAAAAUGUGUUCAGAACAUGACAGUUGGCAAUGCGUGUUCAUGCACACAGCUACUCAUCACUUUUAUGCAGUUAGAAAAAUAAGAUUGCUCUGAAAUUUAGGAAAAUGAUGUGGCAGUGCUAGUGUUGCCUCCUCUUCUGGUAUCUGCAUUUAGCAGCACUUGUAAAGAUGUAAGUGCCAGAUAAUUUAAACAUGAAAGUGUUUUAUGACGGGGCCCACUAAGACUUCACUGACAUCAUUUUUGUCAUGGAUGUGACGCCGGUAAAAUUCACAUUAAUAGAUGAGGAAGAAAAACCAAAGCAAAUGUUUCGUUGAUUUGGAUGACCUGGGAGGCGAACCCAAAACCUCCCAAGUGCCUUAUAUCUCUCGCAGCUUCUCCCUUUCACAGUGACCUUGGUUGGCGGGGGGCAGUGUCGCCAUCUGGGAUCAGUGAAGUACUGCAUCAUGAGACUGCUUCGGUUGUUUUGGCUUCCGGUGCAGCAAGACACACGCCAGCAGAAAGCGGAACGCCUUCCUGCUUUCACGGCUCAAGCUUUGAACUCUGCCUGUCGCGUUGCGUGGGAUUCAGCAUAUGGUGUGUCCAGGUGUAUGUUAACUACUUCAGCUACAACAAGGGUUGAAUCAUGAUCUUUGGUGCUAGUCGUCGGGAUGAAGAUGUGCCACUAGGCGUCAAUGUGGGCGCAUCCAUGUCAAAUGGUGCUACAACUGCCAAGCACCAAUAGACAUUGUGCAAGCUCUCGUACAUCGAUGUACAAUGAACAAUCAACUAUACUCCUGUGAACACACGGUUCACUUUCGUACUAUACCGAUUCCUAUGACGGAAGGAUCAACCAUGUUUUUUGACAUAAAACUGCUACUUUUGUCAUUAGUCAUGAUGUACCGUAAAAUCCCGAGCAAGCGCCCUUCCCUUCUGCCAUUUUCACUGUUUCAUUCACUCUUUCUAUUUACCCAAUGAGGUGAAUAAAAAUAGUGAAUGCAUGCGUGUUCAAUAAAGCAUUCCAUUAGAAGCACGGGUAUGCCUUUCAUUCUGAGUGGCUAUUCCGCCGUCAUCUUGAAUUUUGAUCCGUGACCGAGCAAGGGCCCCCCUUCCAAAUCUUAUCAGAUGA